AUGGAGUUUUAUACGGUAAAAAUAUCAGUGCUUAUAUUUUUAAUUUAUAUGUGCAUUGAAUGUCGAGCGAAAAUUAAUGAAAAUAAAACAAAUGACCAGCCAGCCGAAGUCAAAACUCCAAAGAAGAUGAACGAGGGAGCAGCGCUAGUGUUCGCAGACGAGCUGAAACAGACACUAGACAGAUAUUUGUUUGGCAUAUGCCCUCAGAGCUUCAAGUCUCGUUGGUUCCAGUUGCCGCUCAAGGGGAAGAAUAUGACCAAUGUCGCCUGUGACCUCGAUCUGGAUCAGCAGGACCUGGCUGGCAGAUUGGCAACACUAGCAUUACGUGCUCACACGGCUGCGCGGACUGACUGCGGUCGGUUUGCGGCGGCACUUGCUAACACGCUCGGAGACUUAGCGCGCACUGCCGCUAAUAGACAGCUUUUAGCUGCCGCUGCUAGCAAUGAGCAAAAGAAACGAAAACUAUCAAAAAGCCAAAAGAUGAAGAUUCAGGCGAAACAGAGGACUGCUCUCGCUGUCAAGAAGAAGGCCGCCGCCGCCGCUGCAGCUGCCGCCGCUAAAAUGUCAGCUUAA
Messenger RNA from Spodoptera littoralis (African cotton leafworm), 573 nucleotides. Lineage: Eukaryota; Metazoa; Arthropoda; Insecta; Lepidoptera; Noctuidae. The record is from the annotation of a GenBank genome assembly.